AUGCAGUCAGUGUUCAUCAGCUUGGCUAUUGUGUUCGCCGUUUUUCUCUCAACUCAAGCUUAUCAGCUAAAGGAUGAUGAUAGACUGGUAGAGCUCUGCAAAAAAUCUGAAAACCGAGAAUUAUGUGAAUACUUGCUUCAACAAGAUAAUUACUCGGAUGAUUAUGAACAUGGAAUGAUGGAGAAACGUAAGCCAUCAUUUGUUCGCUUCGGUAAACGAAGUAGUAAUUUGGACAAUCAAGACAUGAUGCAAAUGGACAAGCGCAAGCCAAGUUUCGUCCGUUUUGGCUAG
This is a messenger RNA of Auanema sp. JU1783, 291 nucleotides long. NCBI's taxonomy places the organism in Eukaryota, Metazoa, Nematoda, Chromadorea, Rhabditida, Rhabditidae. The record is from the annotation of a GenBank genome assembly.